This is a messenger RNA of Neomonachus schauinslandi (Hawaiian monk seal), 2072 nucleotides long. It is a transcript of the gene FOXRED2, whose product is annotated as FAD dependent oxidoreductase domain containing 2. The transcript is spliced from 8 exons. The record is from RefSeq and is a predicted model, not a curated record. Bases 1 to 2055 code for a protein of 684 amino acids. NCBI's taxonomy places the organism in Eukaryota, Metazoa, Chordata, Mammalia, Carnivora, Phocidae. Gene Ontology annotation, molecular function: monooxygenase activity; flavin adenine dinucleotide binding.
AUGGGCUUCUCGGCCGCGGCCCGGCUGUGGGGCCCGCCGGGGCUGCUCCUGACCUUCGCCCUGCACCCGGCUCUGUGCCUGCGCGCGGCCCAGACCUCGGCGCCCCCUCACCGGGACUACUGCGUCCUGGGCGCCGGGCCCGCGGGCCUGCAGAUGGCCUACUUCCUGCAGCGGGCCGGGAGGGACUACGCGGUGUUCGAGCGCGCCCCGCGGCCCGGCAGCUUCUUCACGCACUACCCGCGCCACCGCAAGCUCAUCAGCAUCAACAAGCGGCACACGGGCAAGGCCAACGCCGAGUUCAACCUGCGCCACGACUGGAACUCUCUGCUCAGCCACGACCCCGGGCUGCUCUUCAGACACUACUCCCGCGCCUACUUCCCCGACGCGGGCGACAUGGUGCGCUACCUGGGCGACUUCGCAGACCGGCUGGGGCUCCACGUGCUGUACAACACGACCAUUGCCCACGUCACUCUGCACAAGGACCGGCAGGCCUGGAACGGCCAUUACUUCAUCCUGACGGACCGGAAGGGUCACGCACACCGGUGCGGCGUGCUUUUUGUGGCCACCGGUUUGUCGGUCCCCAACCAGGUUGAUUUCCCUGGCUCCGAAUACGUGGAGGGGUAUGAGUCUGUGUCCGUGGACCCCAAGGACUUCGAGGGUCAGAAUGUGCUGAUCCUGGGGCGUGGGAACUCUGCCUUUGAGACAGCAGAGAACAUCUUGGGUGUCACCAACUUUAUCCACAUGUUGAGCCGCUCCCGGGUCCGACUGUCAUGGGCCACCCACUACGUAGGAGAUCUCAGGGCCAUCAACAAUGGCCUGCUGGACACCUACCAGCUGAAGUCCUUGGAUGGGUUGCUUGAGUCUGACCUGACGGAUCUGGCUGUUGUGAAGGACCGCGAGGGCAAGUUCCACGUCACCCUGAAGUUCUUCCUGGAGGAAGGCAACCAGAGUGCCGACGCCAUCACCCUCCCCCAGGACGACAACGACAACUUUGCCAUGCGCGUGGCCUACGACCGGGUCAUCCGCUGUCUGGGCUGGAACUUCGACUUCUCCAUUUUCAACGAGUCCCUCCGACUGUCUUCCGGGGGUGAGUUCAGCAAGAAGUACCCGCUGGUCAAAGCUAGCUAUGAGUCCAAAGGAAGCCGGGGCCUCUUUGUGCUGGGUACCGCCAGCCACUCUGUGGAUUACCGGAAGUCUGCCGGGGGCUUCAUCCAUGGAUUCCGAUACACAGUGCGUGCUGUUCACCGCCUGCUGGAGCAUCGCCACCACGACGUCGCCUGGCCCUCCACCCAGCACCCCAUCUCACAGCUGACCAGCUCCAUCGUCCGGCGCGUGAACGAGGCUUCUGGGCUCUACCAGAUGUUCGGUGUGCUGGCCGACGUGGUCCUGUUGAAGGAGAACGCCGCGGCAUUUGAGUACCUGGAGGAGUUCCCCAUGCAGAUGCUGGCCCAGCUGGAGACCAUCACAGGAAGGAAGGCCAGGCAUGGGCUCUUCGUCAUCAACAUGGAGUACGGCAGAAACUUCUCUGGCCCCGACAAGGACGUGUUCUUUUAUGACCGGUCUGUGGGGCACACGGAAGAUGCCUGGCAGUCUAACUUCCUCCAUCCGGUCAUCUAUUACUACAGGCACCUCCCCACCGAGCAGGAGGUGAGGUUCCGCCCUGCUGACUGGGCCCUGCCUCGGCCCACUGCCAUCCACCACAUCGUGGAAGAUUUCUUGACGGACUGGACCGCCCCGGUGGGGCACAUCCUACCUCUGAGGCGCUUCUUGGAGAACUGUUUGGACACCGAUUUGCGAAGCUUCUAUGCAGAAUCCUGCUUCCUGUUUGCCCUAACACACCAGAAGCUGCCGCCCUUCUGCCAGCAGGGGUACCUGAGAAUGCAGGGGCUCGUGGGGACUGAGACCCUCCGGCGGCACGGAGUGGAGAGCGGGCUCCUCCGGGACUACACCAUUGUGGGCAGGCGCCGUGAGGACCAGGGCCAGGGGCCACUAAGUAGCUCUCGGGCCCCAGGGCCUCCGGUCCAGCCCCUCGACAGCAACAAGGAGGAGCUGUGACCGCCAGGCGGCUCCCA